ACGACAUUAGAGUGCGCCGUGGUCGCCGUCGCAGCCGCCGCCAUCGCCAUGAACAGUGUCGGGGAGGCUUGCACUGACAUGAAGCGGGAGUACGAUCAAUGCUUCAACCGCUGGUUUGCGGAGAAGUUCCUCAAAGGGGACGGCUCCGGGGACCCUUGCACCGACCUCUUCAAACGCUACCAACAGUGUGUCCAGAAAGCAAUAAAGGAGAAAGAGAUUCCUAUAGAAGGACUGGAGUUCAUGGGCCAUGGCAAAGAAAAGCCUGAAAGCUCCUCUUGACCUGCUUGUCACUUGGAAGAUAUCGGUACAUUGAGAGGCCUCUGGAUUGUGUCAGCUAGUCUGUGAAGCUAGCCAUGGGAUUCCAGGAAUUUAAGAGGGGAGUUUUAUUUCUUCCUUCUUGGUAUUCUCCUCUCACUUCUAAAAGAGCAGCUGUCCCUCUUGCUUUGAGAGUUUCACUUUUGCUGGCAUCUUGCAGGGACUCCAUGUGCUACAAUGGAACAGCUUCUUGGGGUUUUGGUUAUAAUACAUGGUUUGGAAUCAGCUUUAACUAGUCCUUGGAUGUAAAUAAUGAUAAACUGGUCAUGAUCAAGGUUGCCGACAGCUUUUGCUGCAGAGGACACUACACGGGAGUCAUUAUUCAUGAGCACAGUUGGUCAGGACCUCUUUUUCCUCUCAGGGAGCUAAUGCUCUGAAAAGGGAUCCGGACACAACAGUUUCAAUCACUGCUUGGGAACAUGAUUGUAUUUUUAUAGUAACGGUUAUAACUGCUGGUGGCCAGGGUUAACGAAGUAGAAGACAGCUUUACUCAGCUCCUGCCUUAACGAGGUGUCGGAUUAACUUGUGAAAGCUUCAGAAAUGGCAUAAACAUCACUUGGGAGCUCACAGCGCCGCUCAUAGCUCCAACACCUGGAGUGGCUGUGGAAGAAUCACCUACAUUACAGCUUUGCUGUUGCCAACUUUCAACUCCAUGAAUUAAGGUCAAUCUGCAUAGCAUAUAAGGCAAAAUGCAUCUGGCCAAGUGGGAGAGAGGUGCUUACUUAUUUUGUUUGCCUACCACACCCUAAGUCUGUAAUCAUGAAAAUGGAAUAAAUUCUAAAAUUCAGAUUCUA
Molecule: messenger RNA, 1109 nt
Organism: Peromyscus eremicus (cactus mouse)
Lineage: Eukaryota; Metazoa; Chordata; Mammalia; Rodentia; Cricetidae
Gene: Triap1
Product: TP53 regulated inhibitor of apoptosis 1
Exons: 2
Coding region: 49-279 (76 amino acids)
Source: RefSeq, a predicted model, not a curated record